This is a messenger RNA of Parascedosporium putredinis, 2325 nucleotides long. NCBI's taxonomy places the organism in Eukaryota, Fungi, Ascomycota, Sordariomycetes, Microascales, Microascaceae. The record is from the annotation of a GenBank genome assembly.
AUGGAUCACACUGACCUGGGGUUGCUGUGGAAAGCAGCGGCCGACCGCUAUGUGAAAACAGCCAAAAUCAACAUUGAGUCCCUCGACCAAGCAACUUCGAUGAACAGUAUUUUGGCCGAAAUUGAAAAGAGCAAGUUACUGGUUGAGGGAAAUCGACAUGAUGGCUCGAAGUCGGCGAGGUUUAGAACCCUCGUUAAAAAUAGUCUGAAUUCUAUCGAGCUCCUGAGUGCCGUCGUUGCUCAUGCGACCAAAUCUGCGUUCCCUCCGAGCGAGGCCAUAUUUUCUGCCAUCCGGUAUCUUUUCCAGGUGGCAAACACCGUUUCGGCUAGUUACGACAGGGUCAUGGCAGUCUUCGAAGAGCUGAGCUUUUAUCUCAGCGAGCUUGAAGUGCUUGAAAAUAACCUCCCAGUUAUUCCUCCGCUGCAGAUUGCUUUAACACAGGUCUUCGUCUCAAUCCUGGACGUUUGCGGGGCUUUUGUGGUCUUGCAGAGCGCGUUGACCAACGGAGAUGACAAGUUGAGGGUCGCCUCUGACAGCUUCCAGAGAAGGGCAAAGCACGCCCGAGACAUCAUCAACAACAUAAUCUUAGUCUCUGUACAAGACCUCAAACAGACUAGCCGCGUGGUGCCUAAGUCCAAGACUUACCAGACAUCCCUGGGCAGGUCAGUAGCUGUCAACUACGUCGAGGAAAACACAGAGCGAGCUACGGUUGCCAUUGCCUACGUUUAUUGCGACUAUAAAAACUCCACCCACCCAAACGUGAAUCGUCUAGAUAUUGUGGCGCAGGAUCAGGACAUUCGGCGAUAUGUAGGCUCCGAACUCGAAUCGCAUGAUAGAUUAUGUGAUUUCAUCAAGGAAGAUACCGCUCUCAAGGGAUUGAUCUUAGAGCGCAUAGCGCAGAGAGCCGCAGGCAUCCAAGAUGACCGUGGGUGGACGGCCUUGCACCUAGCCGCUCAACAUGGCCACACUUCUGUCGUCCAAAUACUGAUCCAAAAGGGCGCCAUGACGGACAUAGAGACCCUGAAGGGAGAAACGGCCUUCCACUGGGCAGCUAGAAAUGGCUAUGCUGAAAUUGUCGAGCUUCUCGCGGACAAAGACAAGGGUUUAACGCUGGAAGACCAUGAGGGUUGGACAGGCCUCGACUGGGCAGUUAUACGGGGCAAUAACAGAGUGGUUGAGCUGAUCCUGGACACCUGCAACAACGCCGGUCUAGCGUUUUUGAAAAGCAACCGGUCUUUGAUUCUAGCGGCCGAAGCCGGAAAUGAAGUCAUCACGAAACUCCUGCUUGAUCGUGGCGCGAGUGUUGACUGGAAAGAUAAUCAAGGAAGCACCCCUUUAACUUGGGCUGUUGCAGAAGGACACUCAAAGGUAGUGUCUCUACUUUUACAAUCUGGAGCUGAUGUUGACUCGAAGGACGUUUACCUCAAUUCUCCACUACAUUGGGCUACUCCACAUGUGGCCACCGCCAAGAUUCUUUUGGAGAAUGGAGCCAGCAUUAAUGCAGCAAACGACCAGGGACACACUGCCCUCCUUUGGUGCGCUCAAGAUUACCAGUCGGCGGUUCUUCAGCUGUUACUCGAAUAUAACGCCGACGUCGAUCUGCAAGACAGGCACGGGUUUACCCCAUUACAUGCGGCUGCCCUCAAGGGCCAAGAGGGCGUGGUGCGGUUGCUACUCACGAAGGGAGCUAAUCCCAAUAUUCGAGAUAAGGAUGGCUGGACACCAUUACAUGCUGCGGGAUUGCGAGGGCACGAAGAGAUUGUGAUAUUACUUCUAGAGUAUGUUGAUGAUGGGCAGUCCAUUCGAUCCUGGGCGAAUUCGCAACGCGAGAACCCCAAACAGCGGGCUUUCUUAGAGCACAAGGCAGAGAGAAAAUCUAGCGGAAGCACAGUUGUUACUGGCCUUCGCUGGGCCGUCAUGGAAGGCCGUAUUGAACGUAUAAAGGCUAUCCUGGAACGAAAAGUAGACAUCGACGCUCAGGAAGUCGGCGGUGCCACAGCGUUAAUAGUCGGCGUUCGAAUGGGAGAAGAAUCCGCGGUUAAAUUACUGUUGGAAAGCGGCGCGGACGUCAAUAAGCGCGAAAGAAACGGGCGGUCGGCACUACACAUCGCAGCGAGGAUGGGCCAUGACAGCAUUGUUGCCAUGCUAGUGAAUCACAGUGCCGACCUCGAUGCAAAGAUCCACGGCUUCACGGCCAUGCUCUUGGCCGCUACGCAUGAGCAGAUUAGUGUUGUGGAGUUUCUCAUCGAUCAGGGGCCGACCCCAACGCAGAGGAUUACCAUAGCCAAAGAGCCUUGCACUGGGUCGCCCAGCACGGUGCACUGA